Messenger RNA from Gamsiella multidivaricata, 5076 nucleotides. RefSeq lists its product as uncharacterized. Lineage: Eukaryota; Fungi; Mortierellomycota; Mortierellomycetes; Mortierellales; Mortierellaceae. The record is from RefSeq and is a predicted model, not a curated record. The transcript is spliced from 8 exons. Bases 83 to 5020 code for a protein of 1645 amino acids. Gene Ontology annotation, cellular component: membrane. Gene Ontology annotation, molecular function: ATP binding; ABC-type transporter activity; ATP hydrolysis activity. Gene Ontology annotation, biological process: transmembrane transport.
GAAGAAGGCAAAACACUCGUCAUCCUCCCGCCUUGAUUUCUUUGGCAUCACGUUUUCAGUGUAAAAGUAAGAGAUCUUUCCUAUGCAAACGCUACAGCAACCGUUUCUCCUGGCGCUCGAGGGCAACUUGGAGGAAAAGUCGAACCUGUCUAAGGACUCCUUCUGUCGACUGCCGGAAGGCUGGGGCCCAGCAAGCCGUGGAAGAUUUGGUUUCACGCUUUGCUUUGAGUACUGCGUGCUCCUAGGUCUACUCUCGGUCCUGGCCUUGGUAUCGUUCGUGGCUCGCGUCAUUUACCUGAAGAGAGAACGCAAACUCCAUGGCUUGGGAAGAACCGGCCUGAUCUAUUGGCCCACACAGAUCUUCAUGGGCACAGCAGCACUAUCGGCCUUUGUCAGUGCCCUGUUGUCGAUCAUCCAGUCGAGUGAACCAUCUCCGGCUGCCAUUACUGGCUAUUUCGCGUUAGGGUCUGCAUGGGGUCUUGCGGUCUUCCUCAACUAUUACGAGCACUUAUACACUAUCCGGUCGUCCGACCUCAUAUUUUCGUAUUAUGUGCUGUCCAUUUCUGCCCUGUCAAUCCAUGCCAGGACACUCAACAUCCUUUCUGAAACAUCAACCGAGGUCUCGCUGCAGUUGAUCACGAUAUGGGCCAUGAUUGCAUCCCUUCUGCUCGGUUUCAUUGUAGAGGCAUGGCCCCGCGGACACACCAAAGUCCAGCAAGCAAGCACCGCAACUAUUUACGAGAAAGCCAAUCUUUUUUCCCAGGUCACCUAUUACUUCUACCAGUCGAUCAUCUCACGCUCUGUCAAGAGGACCCUAACGCCGGAUGAUGUCGCCAACCUGUUGCCUGACAGUAUUGUGUCAUCCAAUGCUCAUGCACGACUCAACUACUACUGGACCAGGGCUACCCAAAGCGCAAAAGCGAAGCACAGAGCGGGAUGGAGCUCCCAGAAUCUAGGACACGCCCCCGCACCUUCCUUAUUCCGAGUAAUUUUACGGUUUUACAGGCCUAAAAUGCCUGCAAUGGUCGCUCUACGCCUAUCACGAGUAUUUGCAAACUAUGCGGUUCCGGCCAUCUUGAGUCUUCUCCUGGCGUAUUUUCAAGAUAUUCAGCAUGAAAGAGAGUCGGCAUAUGCUCAUCCUGACAUCGAGCCAUCCCGCAUCGAUGUAUCCGGCUACACCAAUACCGUUGACGGCUCGAGCUACAAAACAAGCCUUGAAUAUGGCCUCACGCUGGCCAUAGCUAUGUUCUUGGCUGGGCUCGCGAAUGCCGUACUCUUGGUCGUAACCCGGCAAUAUUAUGUGAUGUGCGGACUCCAAGUCCGAGCAGCCUUGAUCUCUAUGGUAUACCGGAAAGCUCUGCGAUUGUCUCCAGGAGCGAAACAAAAGUCAACAACAGGCGCGAUUACGAACCAUAUGUCUGUCGAUGCGGAUAUUUGGGGAGAUGGCGUUAUUUUCUUGACCAUGGGAAUAUCGAUCCCAGCCGAGAUUGCUAUCGGAAUCUGGCUAUUAUAUCUAUUGCUAGGAUGGAGUGCUGGAAUAGGCCUGCUGGUACUGGUGGCCCUUUCACCACUUCAGAUCUGGCGCGGCAGGGCCUUCAGCAAGCUACAGCGUCAAAAGUGGACCCAAAUGGACGAGCGCAUCCGCCUCACCACGGAAACGCUUUCUGCUAUCAAAGUUGUCAAGCUCUAUGCCUGGGAGAGUCCUUUCCUAAAAAAAAUUCUUAACGUUCGCAACCGUGAACUCGGCGUACUUCGCCGGAUGGGAAUGGUAUCUGCAGUCAUGUCCACUAUAUCUUCCUCUUCAACAGUUAUCGUCUGCCUUAUCACACUCUCUGUGUACGCUGCGUGGGGCGGUCCCGAUUUCACACCCAUCGAACUCUCUCCGCAGGCAGUUUUCGUGAGCAUGACCCUCUUUGCAAUGCUCAAGACCCCCAUUACCAGCAUAAGUGAGGCGAUCACGUCGGUGGUCAGCCUCUUGGUGAGUACCCAACGAAUUCAGGACUUUUUGUUUCAGGAAGAGACGGAUAAGGAUGCUAUCGUUCGCGAGCUUGAUAUUUCGAAGCGUCAGCCAGACGAACCGCUUGUGUUGAUUCGGGAUGGAACGUUCGCGUGGACGAAGCAGGAGAUUAUCGAUGCAAGCACCGCGGAGGAGAUUGAUGAAGCGGACGAAGCUCGCGGUCUUUUAUUUGAACAGGAGGAAGAAGAGGCGAGAGGACGCAACACAGGGUUUAUGCCGACCUUGAAGAAAAUCUCGCUGUCUAUCGACAAUGAAUCUUUGGUUGCUGUGGUGGGACGCAUCGGUCAAGGAAAGUCAUCUCUGAUAAGCGCCAUUAUCGGAGAGAUGUACAAGGUUCAGGGCCAUAUCAAGACGAUCGGACGGAUUGCAUAUGUGCCUCAGCAAGCCUGGAUCUUGAAUGCAACUCUGCGCGAGAACAUCCUGUUUGGCAAGGACUUUGACCACGAUCGUUAUUACCGUGUCCUACGCGCUUGCGGACUUGAACCAGAUGUCGAGAUGCUGCCCGCGGGAGACUUGACCGAGAUUGGCGAGCGUGGUAUCAACUUGUCGGGCGGACAGAAGCAGCGAGUGUCACUAGCUCGAGCGGUGUAUGACGAUGCGGACAUCUAUUUGCUGGAUGAUCCUUUAAGCGCCGUUGAUGCUCAUGUGGACCAACAUCUGUGGACGAACGUGGUCGGACCACAAGGUCUGUUGUGCCGAAAGACAAGGAUCUUGGUCACUCAUGGAAUCCACCACCUGCAGCAAGUCGACCGUAUCAUUCUUCUUAAAGAUGGCCGAGUGGAAGAAGAUGGGCGUUACGAGGAGCUGAUGGUCGCAGAAGGAGUCUUUGGCCAGCUGAUCAAGGAAUACUCUGUUACCCAUAGAGAGGAACUUACUGCAGCAGCGGAAGCCGUUCAGGUCGAGUCUACUGGUGCGUCUCGAACUGGAAGGACGGCAGAGUCAUCUGGUAUCGUAGCAAAACAGGCGGCGAGCGAUACUGAAACAAGCAGCCAGGCAAGCACAGGAGAAGGAACGGUCAAAGAUGUGGCCAAGGGAAAGGUGCAAAGGGAUAAUAGAAAUAAGGGCGCCAGGAGAAAUACGAGCGCGCAGCUCGUUGCGGCUGAGAAGAUCGAGGUCGGAGAUGUCCGAAUGAGUGUUGUCAAGGGCUACCUAGAUGCUUUCUCCUACAAGUACACGGCGAUUGUGAUCGCGCUCCAUGUUUUAACACAGAUCUGCCUGGUUAGCACCAACCUAUGGCUCAAGCACUGGAUUAACACGAGCAAGGAAAACAGCGACGAAAAUCCACCAUCACUCUGGUUUUUUAUUCUCGUUUUCACGAUAUUGACCUUUGCCCACGUGGGUACUUGCGUCGUUCUCUUCUGGGUCGCCUUUGCGGUGGCCAGAAUUCGUGCUUCUAAACAGCUGCAUCAACACUUGAUGGCGACACUCAUGCGUUUGCCUCCUGCGUUCUUUGAUACAACACCACUUGGCCGGAUUAUUAACCGCGUUUCAAGCGACAUCGCCUCAAUUGAUGACCGCCUGCCGGCGAAACUUUUUGAAGCGACACUGCAGGCCGUCAGUCUGCUCGCAUCGCUCACUGUCGUCGCUGUAACCACACCGGUCUUCUUGUUCGCUGCACCCUUCAUGUUCGCUGCUUACCGUACCAUCCAGUCCUACUACCUGCACGCCUCACGUGCUUGCAAACGCAUGUUCCAGGUCACAAAAUCGCCCAUCUUCCAGCACUUUCAAGAGACCCUCGGGGGAGUUUCGACCAUCCGCGCGAUGGGCCUGCAGGACCGAUUUAUCCAGGCGAACGCAGCGAAGAACGAUUUGCAUACCAAUGUCUAUGUGGCACUUGGAUACUGUAUCCGAUGGGUCGAGAUUCAGACGCAGCUCAUGAGCUGUUUGGUGACCCUGAUGGCCUCACUUUGGUUCGUGUUGGCAACUCGGGACGUUGAUGGAAACGGCAGGUCCGUGGUGGAUGCGGCAACUGCAGGACUGGCGCUGAGCUUUGCAAUGAACAUUUCUCAAUCGCUGAUCUGGUUCACGAGGACGUAUUGCGAUCUGUUCACACAUCUUAUCAGUGUCGAAAGAGUUCAGGAGCUAGCCGAGAUGAAGACGGAGGCACCACUUUGGACGGACCCAGAUUCAGAAGCUGGAUGGGCGUUGGAACAAAGUCGCUGGCCGCCACAGCGUGGAUCUAUUGCGUUUGUGGACUACUCUACUAGAUAUAGAGAGGGCCUGGAUUUAGUGCUGAAGCAUGUCUCAUUUGUGGUCGACGGUGAGGAACGCGUGGGUAUUGUCGGUAGGACAGGCGCAGGCAAGUCCAGCUUGACGUUGGCGUUGUUUAGGAUGGUGGAGGCUGCAAACAGCUACUGGGCCAGGGCUUCUGAUAACAGCGGCAGACCAAUCGAGUCGAACAGCACGACGGACGAUGCAGACAACGGACAAGAAGAAAACAUCGACGGCGGGAAGAUUGAAAUCGAUGGCAUUAACGUCUCCACCCUCGGCCUCGCGGAUCUCCGCCAGCAACUUGCCAUUAUUCCGCAGGAACCCGUCCUUUUUGCUGGUUCAAUUCGCGAGAACCUUGAUCCUUUUCAAGAACUAGAGGAUGUAGUCCUGUGGGAAGCCCUUGGGCGUGCUCAUCUCAAGGACCACAUUUCGUCGUUGCCAGGCAGGUUGUCGUUUGAGGUCUCUCAGAACGGCGAGAACUUUUCGGUUGGCCAGCGGUCGUUGAUCUGCCUUGCGCGAGCUCUUCUGCGCAAGACCAAGAUCCUUAUCUUGGAUGAGGCCACGUCUGCUGUUGAUGUCGAGACCGACGAGCUGAUCCAGAGAACCAUCCGCACAGAGUUCAAAGAUAGGACUAUCCUUACCAUUGCACAUCGUAUCAAGACCGUGAUGGAUUCAGACAAGAUCCUUGUCCUAGACCAGGGAUGUGUGGUCGAGUAUGACUCACCAAAGGCAUUAAUUCAUAGAGAGACAUCCCUGUUUCACAAGCUUGCCAAGCAGGCGGGGGAAUUGUAGACUAGAUACAUCCUAGACUAUGUAGAAAAAGAAAUAAAUAUACGUUUCGGUCAUCA